This is a messenger RNA of Owenia fusiformis, 2447 nucleotides long. The record is from the annotation of a GenBank genome assembly. NCBI's taxonomy places the organism in Eukaryota, Metazoa, Annelida, Polychaeta, Sabellida, Oweniidae.
GGAGUGUAUGUUUGAGAAAAUGUACACAUUUGCGAACAAAUAGUUCAGAAGACAACAGAAUCGUCGAUUUAGGGAAUAAAGAAAAAUCGCACCUUCGACGUUCUGACAUUUUGUUACCGAAUUCAAACGGUCAGCGUAAUCGAGUGGAUCACCAGUGUUAAGACCCUUAUAUUGAAAUAACUAAGUUUACAUCGGGAACAACAUUGAGUACUAUGAGUAAAUUCAGUUCAUCUACACAGAAUGGUACUAUCUUUGGAUCGAGACUAACCUUGUAUUUUUCAAUUCGUAUUUUGCCUAUUUUUGGGAGUCGUGUCCUCCCCGUCUUCCAUUUUGAAAUAUGCGCGCAGUUUGGCAGAGUAGUGCCUAGUAGGCGUGCAGAUUGACAUGGGCACCGUGUCAUAUGGGAUUUAUUUUUCCCGAUACUUGGACACUGGAAGGAAUCAUAAGCUUGAAUAGUGAAUCUGGCUUUUGAGAAAAACAGAUUAAGUGCCAAAGGAAAAUAAUACAGUUAUACAAAGUAGGAUUAGUAAUUCAGAUAUUAAACAUGAAAUGGAUUUAUCAAACUAAAGGCUUCUGCUUAGUCAUAUAUAGGUCGUAUGAAAUAUAAGUUUGAGUUCUUGCCUAGAAAGACAGACGUACAGAUGGGGGAAUUCUCUAUACCUCCCGGUCUUUGUUCGAUGGGAUAAAACAAAACUAUUCAUCUAAUAAGUAAAAUAGGCCGACUUGGGCAAGGCUAUGCUCUAGAACAUGAAAUUCUACACACGAUUUCUCAUCAUUUUAAGUCUUUCUGUAGCAAUUGUGAUUUACAUAUACAAUUAUAAUAUCGGACAUUCAACAAGAAGGAAGAAUUCCAAACAAGAGCAGGAGAAUGGCCCUGAUUCAGUGGAUUUCCAACAUCAGGAAGAACAACACUUUCCAAUCGAGGAAAAAUUAAUUUGGACGAAAACGAUGACAUGCAACGUGGAAUCUGGAUAUAAAACUCGCAAAGAAGGGAACGUUGAUAGUUCUAAUGGUACCUAUACAUCAGGGUAUGACAAAAUACACCCCAAUCCUGGAGUCAACUGUUCUUAUAGCAUCUGCCAGAAGAUAAAUAAAGGAAGACAACCUGUUAUGUAUAGGCAACCUAAAUACAUUAGACCAUCAAUUGAAGGUCUGGUAACACUUGUAGUUAAAACUGCUAACCGCUUAAAUCUCGUCGAGCGGUUAAUACGCAGUGUAUGGAAGUUCUAUCCCAAUGUGAAAUGUAUUGUCGUUGACGACUAUAAUGAGGACUUUGAAAAGAGGCCUGGUCUUCAAUACUUCUUCAAAAACUCAUCAAAUGUAAUGUACCAUCAGGCGCAUGAGGAUGCUGGUAUAAGUUACGGUCGAAACCUUGCAUUAAAGUUUGUAAGAACAAAAUAUGUUUUCUUAUGCGAUGAUGAUGCGGUCUUCAAUAGUGAGACAAACAUUCCGAAGCUUGUUGAUUUGUUGGAGCAUACCGAUUUAUCAUUCGCUGGAGUAGUACAUAAAAGCCAACAUUACCCCUUUAUUGGUGCAUUAAUGGUUCGCCCAACAGAAGCACAAAACACAUCAACGAUGAGUUCUAAUGAAACGGUGGACCUUCUGCAAUAUUCAACUAUGUAUUAUGAACGAUUAGCGUGUUUUGGCCAGUGUUACGUCACAGAUAUGAUAUUGAAUGCAUUUCUUGCUCCCUUAGAGGAUUUGUUAAAGAUGGGAGGUUGGGAUGCAAGUUUAAAAACACAAGAACAUAUAGAUUUUUUUCUGAGCGUACGCAAAUUCGGGUUAAAAGCUGCCGUCUGUUUAGAUGUAAAUUUAGAUCACAUGUCUUCCCGAAACAAUCCUCUUCGUGUGAAGAGAAUACAGAACAGACAUAUUUACUUCAAAAUCAUCAAACAUAAAUGGAAUUUAUCAAAAUGGUUUUUCUGUAAGACAAAUAGAUCUUCAAGUUAUCAAAACAGGAAAUUUCCAGAUGAUUGGACUUGUAGGAAGACUCCCUAUUUUUGACAUAAAACUAUAAAACAGCAAAUCCACAGUGCAAUCCAUGGAGUAGCAAAUCCAACAGAACAAAAAAUGUCUGAUAUAUAGCAGCCACCUUGAAAAUUUUGAAAAAUUAUGAUUGCUAAUACCAUGCUUUUCACAUGCUCAUGCAUUUGAAUGUGUGAGCAACUUAUCACGUUGUGUCCUCUGCGUCACAGUUAUAACUGUCUCCACACCACGUGUAUUAAUUAUUAAUGCCUUGGUCACAUUUGCUCCGAUUUUCACUAUGGCGCCCGGCCGAUCGAGUAUUUUGUUCAAAAUUGAAUACAAUAUUGAACAACACACUCAAUUGGCAGGGCGCCGGCCAAUGGAUCGGAGCAUAUGUGAUAAAGGCAUUAUAUGUCUACAUUGGUUUUUUGUGUGUAAUGCCGUGGUCACAUUUGCUCCGAUUUUUACUACGGCGCCCGGCC